AUGCUUAAUGAGUUGCUUGAAAAUUGUAAAUCUAAGCACCAUAAACAUCCUCCAUCUCCUGCCUUGAAGUCUGUUGAAGAGAAGAUUGUCCAGCUUGGUACCCUGGCUGGUAAGCUUGGCGGAUUUGUUGGUGAGAGUGAGAGUGUUAAGAAAGCCGUUAUAUAUGCCAUUAUCGCUGUAAUUAACAGUAAUGAAGAGCUUAAAAAUGAUUACUCUUCUCAUGUUACUAACCUUUCUGUGUCUGUCAACUCUGCUGGGAAGGCUGGUGACACCGCUGUAAUUAGUGAGCUAAAAAGUCAAGUAACUAGUCAAAUCACUGAGAUUAAUAUGCAACUUAAUAAGCCUAAUAACCUUAAUUAUAACUCUCCUUCUUCCCCCUCUUCCUCUGCUGAGCUAGCCAAAUUGCAGUCCAAGUUGGAGGCUUUGAGGAAAGUGAAGGAGCUUUGUGGAUUUUUGACUAAUCUUAAUAAUCAACAAAAUGAGCCUAAAAAUCUCCUUACUAAUUUAUGUGAUGGCCUCGAGACUUUCCUAGGCUUUGACUCUGACUCCAAAGGCUACACUGGCCAGGGGAUUGUCUACUCCGACUUGGAUAGGCUUUGUGACGGGGUGAUGGGAUUUUUGAGUGGUGUGCUUGAGGAUGUCAGCGAGAAACAGCCUUACAGUGUGGGUAAAACAAUACUAAUAGAGAUUGUUACUGAGCUUAAAAAUAAUUUAUCCACCGGGCGUCAGGGUUUUAGUGUCAUUGAGCGGGUGGCGCAGAGGGUGCGGGAGUAUAAUGAGAGGGUGAAAGAGUCUAAUAAAAAAGUUAAAGAUCCCAUUACUACACUUAAAGAUAAGAUGGAGCAGCUCAAAAUAACGGUAAGUGCAAUUUUGAAUGAUCAUUCUGUUGCAGGUGAUCCCGCAAAGGUGGACGAUGCCAAGUUGACCAUUCUCACCAACGUAAAAAACUGCAUUAAAUAUGCUAAGAUAUUUAACGGAAAACUUAACACUCAUAAUACAAAUAUACGUGACCUAAAUCCUGAACUGUCAUCUAAAAUUACGAACGCAAAAACCAGUAUAAAAUAUCAGCGUGACGUCCUCGAGAAGAGGUCAGAUGAGCAGUGGAAACUGCUGUCUACUAUGGUAGCUCAGAUUAGUGAUACGCUAGAAACACUCAAGCAAAGCGUGAAAGAUAAAAUAAAAUAUGAAGUAAGCGUGCUAGUGGACAGAUUGAAGUUCAAAGUUGAGAAUAUAAAGGAAAAAUUGGAGUAUAUAUUUCAAGCGUUGCAACAUUAUGUAAAGAAGUUGGACAUUUGGUUAAUCAAUGCCAAAGCAGCCGUAUCCGCCGAAUCACACAGGGUAGGAGAAAUAUUGGAGGAAGUCAAGUGGGACGAGAAAGGUCAUAAAGGUGAAAAAAGAAAAGCUGUUGAAGCUGCUGCGAAAAACUUGAGAGGUAGAGCAGAAGCGCUGCACCAGGUAGGAAAUGAGGCUAUAACAAAAGUUGUACGGGAUGCAGAAGAAGCGCUUAAUGAUUUAAAACUGAUGGACGGAAAACUGAAACUGAAUUUGAAUACAGUCAAGAAUCAAAUCGGACAAUUAAUCAGCGAUUAUUUCAAAGGAUAUGCCACAUUAGUAAAGAAAAAAGUGGAAACUAUUAGAGGAAAUGCAGAUGGUGGAUUAACACAGAUUGUACAAGAGACAAAAAAUUAUUCCAGUCAUUAUAAAAAUUUCAAUAACAUCGUGCAUUCGUGGUUGGACGGUAUUCUAGGGCAUAAUGGAGUAGUUCAAGAGAAACUUGGGGAAUUUGUUACAAGAAACAUUAAGGAGGGCAAGCUGAUGGGUACCGAGAUAAGUCGUAUCCUAAAUGGAGGUGACGAGACAUUGUAUUCAGCCAUUAAGAAGGCCAUCAAAAAUGCGCUCGACGGCGAAGUAAUUACGCCAGCCAGUCAAAAGGUCCAAGGUGUGAUCGGAUCCAUCCAACGCGACUCAUCGAAUGAAUUAGAAAAUUACGUCACUGCUGUCAUAGAAGGAUGCAAGCAGUUUGCUGAAUUACUUGAAAGUAAACUAACGUUCGGGCAAAUGGAAGAGUUUGUUCAGAAGCUAUUAGAUGAAAUUGAAGGUGACCUGCAGGUACCGAAAUCCUCUACAACCGGUCACUAUGACCUGGAAUUGUCGAUAUCAGCUACUCUUGUAUCUCUUGCCGCUAGCGCUCGACAAGUGUCAGAACAGCUAGAAACAUUUAUAGGUGAUAAUAACUCGAAACUCGAUAUCACAACAAUGGAGGCUGCGCUUAGAUCGACUACCGACCUUCACACCGGCAUUGAUAGAUCCCUUAAGUUAGCCAACGAUGCUGCUCCAACGUACACUCCGGGAACAAAAACAAAUCUUGACCAGUAUAAUAUCGACAAAGAUAUAGCGGCAAAAUUGGAAGAGCGCUUGCCAGAAGCCGGUGAUGGUAAAGUGGCCAUCGAUCCAAAAUAUUUUUACGACUAUGAUAGUCACGUGAACCAACGAGGAGUUACGGCCGCCCUCUUGAAUGGAGGCACCUUAAAAGGUAAGGCGGAAGAAGGCACCCUGCCAAAGAAAAUCGGAGAUAUCGCCAGAGGGAUAACCGAAGCUUUACAACCAAUUGAUGGACUUAAUGCAGAGGCUGAGACACAGUUACAGUUGGUUCAUCAGCGUCUCGAGCAAUUGUGCGGCUCAAUAAGACAAUCUGGUGAACUGACGAAGCACUAUUUGAACGAUUUUAUGGACAACAACAUUGGCGGCACUAAGGACACUGAAUUAAUUGGUAUAAAAAGUCGAAUCAGCAAGUUGCUAAGCAAACAAAUAACUGAUGGUAUAACGUUCGCUUCCGCAUUUCUUAACUCAGACGCUCCAUUGUUUGAAACAGAAUGUAUUCAAGUUCUCCAAGAUUACGUCUCCUCCCAAAUCUCCUCCGCCACCUCCACCCUCACCACUCUUGCGCGGAAACAAUACGUUACCUCCAUAAAAGCCCUCCUCACCGCGUUCGCGGACAAGGUCACCGAGGAAUUGUCACCGUUGCCGGGGGAGAUUGAUGCGGAUCUGCGGAUCGGGUUCAAGGGGUUGAUGAAGACGUUGGAGGAUGGUAGUACGCACAAGGAUGCAAAGCAACAAGAAAAUAUUAAACUACUAAGCAAUCUCACCGAUAAGUCUGCUUCAUCAGGCUCUAAGCCUAUGACCUUCACCGAGUUGGCCCAGAGCUUCUAUGAAUUUUUGAUACCUCUGGACACUUACAUACAAAAAGAGAUAAAGAAUGUGCACAAUGAAGAAAAUGAAAAGAAAAAUCCAAACCCGUCGAACACUGAAACUCUUUACACUGGCAAGUUUAAUGCUGUUGUUAAAGGAUUUGAAUCUCUCCUCUUCCACCUUAUAGAAAGGAAAAAGUACGAUUGUAAUGUGCCUAAUAAACUACAAAACCUCAUAGAUACACUCACCGACCUUAAGCCAGAAAACUUCGCCACACCGAAUAGCCCGGUCUUGGAUGGUGUCAUAGAGGGGCUCACGAAAUUCGCGGAUGAGCUGGACAAGGCGUACAUAUCGGUGUAUGACAGUCAAAUAUGCGGUGAACUUAUAAAGGACUAUAAACAAGUAUCCAAUCUAACAGGAGUAGUGGAGACGUAUGACCUAACUGACGAAGGCAGGAACUGCGCAAAAGUGUUCCUAAGUAUACUCGAGACGCUAUUCCACGAUCUCCACGUAUUAAGGAUAAAUUGCAUUCCAAAAAGUAGUCAGUGGCAUAGUAAGGACGUUUGUUUGUAUGACGUGGAGGAAGAUGGAAGCCGCGUUGAAAAUCGUCUAGGCGGCUGGUUGAGAGGCCGCGGUUUCCGGGUGUCCCAAACUAAAGCCAGUCAUGAUGGUGAAUUAAGAAUUCAACCUCAUUCAACGAAAAAUGGAAUACACGGAUUCAUGGUUAACGGCAGCAACGAUAAAUAUCUCUUCAAGAAUAAUGAUCACAAAGAACAAAGUCGCGCAGUUCAGAAGCUUAUCCACCACCUUCACGAUUACUGGAAAGUCUGCCACCUCUACAUUCCUCAUAACCCCAAAACGCCGUCUAACAUCAAUCAGAUGCUUCAGUGGCUUGCCGGUCUGCGCUUCAGGCCGGACCUCAAUCCACUUUAUAUGUGCUUCAAGGAAUCGUUUCCUAAGCCUGAAGGAAUGGAACACUUGUCAUAUAAGGAAAUUAAGCGAGAAGAUGUCAAGCUCUCCGCCACCACUACGAUCACGUAUCAGGAAAUGGCAGCCAUAACAUUGCGAGAUGUUUGUCUGCAAUCGUAUGACAUAUUGCUCGCAAUCCAAGGCCAUGGUCACGCGAGUGGGCGGUACGCAGUUGACUUCCGCACAAACGUCGAUAAUUUAGAUUAUCCCAGCAACGCUGCAUCAUGCUUUGACAUGCUCGUCGAUGUAUCAUACAGAGUGUAUGACCAACUGUAUUUCGUAUUCAUUCAGUGUCAGCGCACAUCGGAGGCUAACAGUUGGCGUGAGUGUUGGUACGGUCGUCAUAUUGGUGGGUCAUCAUGGGAGUGCAAUUCCAUGCAAUGUCCUAACCAACGAUGUCCUCAAAAGGUUGACCAAAUUGCCAACCAAAACGCUAACCAAAAUGCUAAUCAAAUCGCUAGGCAAACGUGUGACCAGCACCCUAAGUGCGGUAUCAAGUCACCCUUGCAGUCGUUUUUGGAAGACGGCUUACAAGGCUUCCUGCCACAUUCACUUACAAAAAUUGGCUGCGGAGAAGAGUGUUCACUGGGCAAGCACAGAGGGUUACCAUGUAAAACGCCAAUGGGAUAUGCUGCCCUUGGUGUUGAAGCAUCUCAUACGAAAAAGGGUGAGAACCUUGCUGAUAUUUUAGAAGGUUUCUGUGGCAAACGAAAUUCAUCGCUUACUCUAUUAUGCGCGCAAUUCACCUGUUUGUUACAGAAAGCACCUCAGUCGUUGGACGACAUGUUCUCGUUCUUCUACAACUUCCUUAAGGACCGUACUACCAACAGCGAGCAUAGGCUGGCGGCAUUCGAGAAUGCAGUUCGAAAAGCCAAUUUCGGCGAUGCUACUAAACGCUUGGACAUUACGUGUAUGUUCAGUGACAAAUCUCAUGGCACUAAUGGUACGUCUACUCAUAUUAAGGGUGACCUGUAUUGUCUCUACAGUUGCGACUACGAUUCCGAACCAGAGAUUACUUGCGGUAGAUACCUACAGUCUUGCGGCAUAAACAUAUGGUCUACGUUCUCAAGCAAAAACAGCGGCAGGUAUCUGUCGUGGAUUGUUUACUUAACUGAAACGUUCUAUGAUUUGCUGAAGCACUUUACGAGGAGUGCUGCAAUAAUUGCAACAAGCCGGGCACCAGAUGCUACGGCAAGAUUUGCGCCGAAAAAUGCCAAGUGCAAAUGUAUUACAAAUCGCAAGCAUCCGAUUCUAAGGUUAAAACGCCCGCUACCAUCACGCAUCCUAAUCACGAUAAGCAAUGCAAAUCUAUCGCGACGUGUCCAUUCACUCGUCCAACACUGUCGAAGUAUGGCUUCGUUCUUCAAAGCUCACACAACCUCAGUGGUUCACACAAUGUGGCAUCCAAAAGGACGUGCCAAGAUUUGUGCGAAACCUUGA
Messenger RNA from Babesia bigemina, 5598 nucleotides. RefSeq lists its product as hypothetical. The record is from RefSeq and is a predicted model, not a curated record. The transcript has a single exon. NCBI's taxonomy places the organism in Eukaryota, Apicomplexa, Aconoidasida, Piroplasmida, Babesiidae. Bases 1 to 5598 code for a protein of 1865 amino acids.